AUGACCACGGAGAAGGCAGAUGACUACCCACGAGGGGAUGUUGCUAUGAGUGGCCAGGAAGUUAUGCUUGAUGAUUAUGACUGUCUGCCUUAUAUCCACGUGCUCUACUCUGCCCUUUUCUACCUGCAUCCUUUUGGUACAUUUUGGAUUUGGGAAGGACUUCAGCAACCAUCUAGUUCUUUUCUGGACUGGAUUUUCUGCCAGUUUUCUUGGCCUCUGGGGAUUGACGGGCCCUGUCCCGUCGAGCACCUCCUCUUGGUGCGGCGCUCCUCCUCUCAGCCAAUGAGCGCCCGCCCCGAGCAGCGAGAGCGCGCGCGCGCGGUCCCACGCCGCGGCCGAGCCCGCCCGUCAAGCUGCACACGCUCGCAGUGGGUGGGCCAGCUGGGAGGCUGCGGAGGUCACCGCGGGGAGGCGGGGCGGGGGCAGCAUGGCAGCCUCCUUACGGCUCCGAGGAGCCGCCUCCGGCCUCUGGUACUGGAGCCGCCGGCUGCGGCCGGCAGCCGCCAGCUUUGCAGUGGGUCAGUGGCUUCUAAGACUCCAGUUGGAUUCAUUGGACUGGGCAACAUGGGGAAUCCAAUGGCAAAAAAUCUCAUGAAACAUGGCUAUCCGCUUAUUAUUUAUGAUGUUUUCCCUGAUGCUUGUAAAGAAUUUCAGGAUGCAGGUGAACAGGUAGUAUCUUCCCCAGCAGAUGUAGCUGAAAAAGCUGACAGAAUUAUAACAAUGCUACCUACCAGUAUGAAUGCAAUAGAAGCUUAUUCUGGAGCAAAUGGAAUUCUAAAAAAAGUGAAGAAAGGCUCAUUAUUAAUAGAUUCCAGUACUAUUGAUCCUGCAGUUUCAAAAGAAUUGGCCAAAGAAGUUGAGAAAAUGGGAGCAGUUUUCAUGGAUGCCCCUGUUUCUGGUG
Molecule: messenger RNA, 901 nt
Organism: Carlito syrichta (Philippine tarsier)
Lineage: Eukaryota; Metazoa; Chordata; Mammalia; Primates; Tarsiidae
Exons: 5
Biological process (GO): L-valine catabolic process
Cellular component (GO): mitochondrion
Molecular function (GO): NADP binding; 3-hydroxyisobutyrate dehydrogenase activity
Source: RefSeq, a predicted model, not a curated record